This is a messenger RNA of Beauveria bassiana ARSEF 2860, 768 nucleotides long. Its product is annotated as cytochrome b561. The record is from RefSeq and is a predicted model, not a curated record. The transcript is spliced from 2 exons. The coding region runs from base 1 to 768 and encodes 255 amino acids. Gene Ontology annotation, molecular function: transmembrane monodehydroascorbate reductase activity. NCBI's taxonomy places the organism in Eukaryota, Fungi, Ascomycota, Sordariomycetes, Hypocreales, Cordycipitaceae.
AUGGCUUCCAGCAGCGCCAUCUCCCAAGGCUCCGCGCCCAUCCAACGCAACAAGGCAGCCGAGGUCAAUGCCCAAGCCAAUCAUGGCCAACCGCAUCAGCCUGAAAUUGCAUUUUCCAUGGCGCAGCUCUGGGAUGGCACUGCCUUCAUCGCCCAGACUGCCGUCGUCACCUUUUCCCUGUCCCUGUCCGGGCGGCUCCUGGCACGGCCCCUGACGCUCUUCUCGUGGCAUCCGCUAUCACAGCUCCUCGGUCUGUUCCUGCUCCUCCAGUCCGUCCUCGUGCUGCAGCCCACGCGCACCGCUGGCCAGAAGCGCGUCGGCCAGACCGUGCACGCCGCGCUCAACUUUGCCUCCUUUGCCGCCUUUGCCGCCGGCUUCUGCGCCAUUUACCUCAACAAGGAGCGCAACGGCGCGGCGGCGGGGGCAGCGUCGGUGGCGCACUUUACCACGCUGCACGGCGCGCUGGGCGCGACGCUGACGGCGAUGCUCGCGGGCCAGCACGUCGUCGGCCUGACCAUGUGGGCGGUGCCGGCGCUGUACGGCGGCGAGGCCCGCGCGAGGUCCGUGUGGAAGCUGCAUCGUGUCAGCGGGUACGUGAGCUUGCUGCUGCUGCUGACGACGUUUGGCACGGCGGCUGGCACGGGCUUUGUGCGGAACGCGCUCAAGCUCGAGUCGUGGGUGUUUUAUGUGCCAAUGGCGCUCAUCGCGGUGGGGGUGCUGCCGCGCAUUCACGCGUCUAAGCUAGGAUUCUCGACGAAGAAGGCGUAG